UUGGGGGAGGAGCCGGCUGGGAGGCCCCGCGCUGUGUUCAUGUGUUGUUGUUCGCGAGCGUUUGGCAGCAGCCGUGCGAGCGGCGCAGAGUGACACGAUCCGAGGGUGGUCGACCCGGUUCGCCUUCGCGCCUCUUUGGGGGGGCCGGGGAAGACGCUGUAACUUUUUUUUUUUUUUUCUUCCCCUGGUCCGAGUGGGGAAGACUACCGGAGGUUUAUUCCCCCCGUGUGUCGCCGUGAGACGCUUGGACAUAAGGUCCUCCUUGGUUCGGGUUUGUGUGUGUGUGUGUGUGGUGGUGGCGGGGGGGGGAUGCUGGAGCUCCUCUGAGAACAGCACCGUCGCCGAGUCUUUUCUCAGGAUUUCCCCCUUUUUUUUGGCGACGAGAAGCCCAAAUUUAAACAACCUGCCAUUCAUUUAUUUUCUCCCCCACCACCACCACCACCACCACCCCCCCAAAAAUGGUGUUCCUCCGGGUCAGGAAAGGGGAAGUUACGUGACAACACCCAGCACGACGACCAGCGUUACUUUCCCUCCGAGGCCGUCCGCCCCGGGGGGGCUUUUUAAACAUCCAGCUGCGGGGAUUUGAAUCAGCAAAUUGAUGCAUCUCGGGGUGUCUGAGUCCAUGAGAGAGUGCGAGUACAAUCAAAUCAGCACUCGCAGCUCCACACCGAUGGAGACCCCUCACAAGAGCAGGACCCCAAAGAAGAGGAAGUGGGAGUCCUUCCCCGGUCGGAACAAAUUCUACUGCAAUGGGAGGAUUAUGAUGGCCAAGCAGACGGGGGUUUUCUACCUCACCCUUAUCCUUAUCCUGGUGACUUGUGGACUCUUCUUCACCUUUGAUUGUCCGUUCCUGGCCCGCCAGCUGACCCCGGUCAUCCCAGUCGUCGGAGGCGUGCUGUUCCUGUUCGUGUUGGGGACGCUCCUGAGAACCAGCUUCAGUGACCCGGGGGUGCUGCCCAGGGCCAACCCCGAUGAAGCAGCUGACCUGGAGCGGCAAAUAGACGUGGCCAAUGGCAGCACGGGCUACAGGCCUCCCCCCAGGACCAAGGAGGUGGUCAUCAACGGCCAAACGGUCAAGCUGAAGUAUUGUUUCACCUGCAAGAUCUUCAGGCCGCCCCGAGCCUCCCACUGCAGCCUCUGUGACAACUGUGUGGAGCGCUUCGACCACCACUGUCCCUGGGUGGGGAACUGCGUGGGACGGAGGAACUACCGCUUCUUCUACAUGUUCAUUCUCUCGCUCUCCUUCCUCACCAUCUUCAUCUUCUCCUUCGUCAUCACACACAUCAUUUUGCGCUCCCAUCGAUUCGGGUUCCUCACCGCUCUCAAAGACAGUCCUGCCAGUGUGCUGGAGGUGGUGGUGUGUUUCUUUUCGGUCUGGUCCAUAGUGGGCCUCUCAGGCUUCCACACCUACCUGAUCAGCUCCAACCAGACCACCAAUGAAGAUAUAAAAGGUUCGUGGUCUUCUAAAAGAGGAAAGGACAACUAUAACCCGUACAGCCAUGGCAAUAUAUUCACCAACUGCUGUGCAGCACUGUGUGGACCCCUGCCACCAAGCCUCAUCGACAGACGGGGCUUUGUCCGACCCGACGCGCCGCAGCUGGCACCGCCGACCAACGGCGCCACGACGUACGGCGCCACGCAGUCCCAGCAGAGCCACAUGUGUGACCAAGACCACUGCAUUCAGGGCACCAAAUUCGUUUUGCAGGCCGCCGCCGCCACGCCGCUCCUCCAGCAGCACAGCAGCGAGCCGGUCAUCCUGACCACCUGCCCCGAGAACGGAGGCGCUCUGCCGGGCCGCGGCCCCCUGACCCUGGGCGGCCCGUGCGGCCCGCUGCCCCUCGGGCAGCCCACCCCGCCGACGUCCAACCCCAGCCUCGGCUGCCACGAGGCCGCAGACAUGCUGCCCGUCCACGGCCACGGCCACUCGCACGGCCACGGCCACCCGCUCCAGGAGCCGGCGGCCCACCACCACUUUCUCACCCCGGAGGAGGUGCCCUCGCCCCCGGGUAUGCUGCCCUGCGGCAGCCCCAUGGGCCACAACCACGCGGCGCAGGCGGGCUUCUACAACCCGGCCAGCCAGGACUCGCUGCACGAGGACUCCGUGAGAGGAUUGGUGAAGCUCAGCUCCGUCUGAUGGGAUGUCAACCAAACCCCCACCCCCCCCCCCCCCAAACACGCUUCCUAGUCUCUCCUCAGCAGGACCUGAGAGCUGGAAGGAGCGGUGGUUUAAAUUCAGCUGCUACUAACUGAAUGGAAUUUAACUGAAACGUUUGUCCUGUGGCGUCUCCAACUAGGAGGGACGUUUUCUAGUGCGGUGGCCUGUGAGACAACAUGUGCUUCUUCGUUUUCUUUUUUUACUUCACGGGAAAAACAUUCCAUUGUCUCCUGCAAACUGGACUGCGAUCGAGAGACCUUUCGUGUUUUGACAGUAGCUGACAUUUUUUGGUCAAACUAAUGGAUUUUUGUCAACGGAUCACAGAUCUUUUUGUAAAAACAAACUUUUGCCGUCUUGCCUGUGGCUGAUUGGAAAGUGUCUUUUGCCUUUUUUCUUAGACAUUCUCAGCAGUGCAAUAGUGUCAUGACGUUGCAUAUCAUCCUGCUUUUCUAUGUAAAAAAAAAAAAACAAGAGACUAUUGUACUGUAACAUGAUUAUUACAAAUCUUACAAAUUACUAUAUUUCUUGUGGACAUUAAUAAAACCCAAACUUUUAUCAGAUGAGAUGGCAUUCAUAUUGAAGGUUUAAAAGGCAUAAUGUGUGCAGAUGUAAGUCAUGUGGGACCGAAUUAAAAAACGAGCGCGUCAGAUGAUUGUUGCUAAACAUU
This is a messenger RNA of Pungitius pungitius (ninespine stickleback), 2822 nucleotides long. RefSeq names its product zinc finger DHHC-type palmitoyltransferase 14 (gene zdhhc14). The transcript is spliced from 10 exons. Gene Ontology annotation, biological process: protein targeting to membrane; peptidyl-L-cysteine S-palmitoylation. Gene Ontology annotation, cellular component: endoplasmic reticulum; Golgi apparatus. NCBI's taxonomy places the organism in Eukaryota, Metazoa, Chordata, Actinopteri, Perciformes, Gasterosteidae. Gene Ontology annotation, molecular function: protein-cysteine S-palmitoyltransferase activity. Bases 599 to 2134 code for a protein of 511 amino acids. The record is from RefSeq and is a predicted model, not a curated record.